CGUCGACGACGGACGACGCGUCUCUCUCUCUCCUCGUUGCGUCCGAUCGCCCGAAAGUAUAUAUCAUUGUCACUUGUCAGCCGCGAGAUUAUACAGAGAGAGAGAGAGCGAGUCGGUGUGCAGAGCCAUUCGAGCUUGCAAGUGCAAUAUACCUCCGGGCGCGCAAGUGUCUAUAUGUGUCUGUGUGUAUAUAACGCUUGUCGUCGCCACUUUCGAGUGAUGUACGGUUGACACUUUUUGGCUUUUUAAUUGUUUUGCUUUUUUCCUUUCGUUCGUUCUCUCUCGCGCUCUCGGCUCUGAGAGAUUCUAUAAUUGGUGAUGGAACAGGUGCACAGUGUUUAACAAUAUUGUGAACGGAAUAUUCAUAAAAUAAUUACAAUUAUUCCCAAAGUUGGCGCCGGUCCGGCACGAUUGUCCGCUCGAGGGGGCCAUACAGCGCGAUCCUGCGUCAGCGAGAAAACGUUGGACGUUUAAAAAGUUUACAACGUCGCGCAGCGCGCACAGCAGGUGCAGAAUCGAGUGUUGUCGCGCGAAUCGUCAUGCGGUCGCUGAUCGAAAACGACGACUUUAAAUCAAUACUCGACGAGUCCGCAGCCAGCGUAACGAAUGAAUCACCGUACGAAGAGAGGUCAGCAGCAGCAGCAAAAGCAGCAGCAAAAGCAUCGCCAGCAGCACUACUCGGCAGUGUCCAAGUUGCCGUGGGCUCGUCGCGUAAAAAUGUCGAGGAAAAAAUUUAAUAAAAACAGAUAAAAGCAGCAGCGCAGCAUAAUCGGAUCAUCUCUCUCGCGGAGCGUCGGCUGCUUCGAGCAGCAGCAGCAGCAGCGGCGGCAGCAGCAGAAGUGCCUGGCAGUGUACUUAAUAUCAGAGCAAGAGAUAUGAACUCGUCUUACGUGCUGGGUGAGGACGAGGACUGGGGCAGACGUUACUACUUCACGUAUUACAGCGAGUUCGGCGAUCGCAACGGGGCCAGCGGCGUCGAGGUACUGGUGCUGGGCGUGUGCUUCGUCGUGGCGGUGAUCGCGAAUCUCGGCAUAGCGGCGUGCGCCCUGCGCUAUCGCGAGAUGCGCACACCGACGAAUCUCUGCCUGGUGAAUCUCGCGGCGGCGGAUCUGCUCUUCGCUCUGGGGGUGCCCGCGGUCGCUUACACGAGGCUCACCCAAUCCUGGCGCCUCGGCGAGCUCGUCUGCAGACUCCUACCCUACUCGCAGUUCGUGUGCGGCUUCGUGCUGCUCUGGACGCUGACGCUAAUCUCGAUGGACCGUCAUCGCUGCCUGGCCGUGGCGCCGUAUCGCAGUGCCCUCACCAGGAAGCGCGUCGUCCUGGCCAGCUUCCUCACUUGGUUCAUCGCAGCGAUGCUCUUUCUGCCCGCGGCCUUCUGGUUCAGGCCAAUGGAAGUGUCGAGCGGCCAAACCAUCUGCACUUUAGUUUUUCCGCGCAGUGAGAUACUGAAUAUCUCGCUCUUCUUCAUCCUGCCAAUUAUCAUCGGUGCUUGUCUCUUGCCCAUGACGCUGCUCGUUUAUCAUUAUCAAAGGAUAUUUCAGCGCAUACUCGACACGCGCAAUCGAUGGGCCGUCCCUUGCGUCGCUCAGGGACUGGAGCCCGAAACGGCCGGAGGCAGGCGACGCGAUUCCGAGCUGUCAGUCGUCAUGGGAACGCUCGUGCCAUCCUGGGCAGGAAGGAAAUUAUCGUCCGCGUCCAUGCAGGGCAGCUGUCCUACGACCAACAUCGGCAGCGGCGGCGGUCUGCAACAGCCCGCUGGCCGACAAGUGCGAGCCAGCAGCCUCUCGCAGACCGAGGAGAUUCGUUUGCACAAACAUUUGCGAGUCGUGCGAAUAUUGCUGCUCAAUGUGGCGGCUGUGCUCGCCAUGUGGCUGCCCAUUACCAUACUCAUGAUACUGAUUUACGUCGACGGCAGGCGACCCAUCGAGGACGUCGAUUUUUUCCUCAGAUCUCAUCACUUUAUCUGGGCACUGGUGACGGCCCAGUUCAACACGGUGGUCAAUCCGCUGCUGUACGGCGUGCUCUCGGAAAACUUCCGGGCCUGCUUCGCCAAGCUGUGGCGCGGUCGGGGCGAGCCUGGCCGGACCUUGCAGGGCCAGCAGGCGACCAAGAACGGCGCCAACAACAACCCCACGAGUGCGACCGAUCGGACGAGCGGUGGCGGCGGCGCCGGCGGUGGAGCGACCUCGAGGACCAGCAGCAAGACGCUGGGUGGCAUUCAGGACAGGCUCGGCGCCGCGGGCCCCGCCAAGAGCGGCAGCUUCCGCAGCAAGAGCAGCGGCAAGAACGGCAAGCUCGGCAUCGGCAGCAUAAUCGAGCUGCCGGCCAGUGAAAAGUCCUAGUGCUACGACGAGAGGGACGAGGACGACGAUCUGAUUCGGCCGGCCGAGCAGAGCGACUGAUCCUUGCGCGCCCCCCCGAACUCUCAUUGACAUUUUCGAUCGGCUUUUAGACCAUCAUUUUUAAGGUGUCGUGUUUUUACCGUUUCGACCAUUAUACCAUACGUUCGUUUCUCACGUGCGUCUCGAUGCAUUAUUUAUAAAUGUAAGUGUUAAUUUUAAACUCGGCUUCGUUGAUGCUGCACCCGUGAAAACUGCAAUAAGUUGAUACAAUUUUCUUGCAUUAGUCUGGGUAAAUCGUAUAGAAUGUACGAUAAUUUUCUUUUUCUUGUGAAUGAUGCACAAGACGUUAAGAUUUCAGAGAUUUUUUAAUGAUAAAAUAAAACAACGAGGCCUUUAAAAUAUGUUAUUCACUUGAUAAAUGUCUAUCGAUCGUUUCUUAUAGUAUUACAGAUUUAUGUAAGAGGCAAGAAAUUGACUCAUCUUUUCUUUUCAUUUUCGUGUCUCUCGAUUCUAAGUGUAUAUAUAUACUACAUUACCAAUGAAUCAUAAUUAUUUUAGGAUCCUGUGUAAAGUAGAUGUGGACAUUAGAUAUUUUUAAUAAAUUCAAUAUUUAUUUUUCUACUACCGAUGAACAAUUGAAUUAUUACAAUUGAAAGUCGAAAAUCAUAAUACUCGAGAUGAAGAAAAAUCCAUCGAUUGAACGAGCUUACACGAUUCAACAAUCUUGAAUAAAUUGUACAAUACUAUUUUUCAAGUAUAUAGAUGUAUUUUCACUGUCUCUUUCUGGAUUACGCUCGUAAUAAUGAUAAUGUAUGCGAAUGUAAGAAACAUAAUUACAAGUAACAUUUCAACAUAAUUACGUAUAGAAAAUAAAACAAACUUUUUGUAAAGUUAAAUAAUUUAUUGUUAUCGAUCGAAUUAGUGUUAAAUUUUAAGACCUAUGAAUUAGAAGAUUAUCCUAGCUUAUUCCGUGCGAAUGAACUUUCAUUUGAAAGUAACAGCAAUAAAAAUAUUCCUUGUACACAAUCGUUUUGUAAAAAACAGAAUGUUGCUUCAUGGAGUGAAUAUAUAUAAUAUGUAUAUUAUCUUUCAAAAUGUGAACUCCGGUACCUAAUGUACUUCAACAUCUAAACUCUUCUUCUACUUUAAUGUCAAUCAGGUUGUAAAAAAAUGAAAAAAUAUAUCGUCGCAGUUUUCAUAAAAUGAGUAUAUUUGCAUCCAAACAUUUAUUAUUAAACUAAAUAUUUGUUUUUUUUCAGUAAAGAUAAUGGGUAUUUAUCUAUACCUAGAUAUAUCUGUAGUUAUUUCAGUUAUCUUAGAUGAGACGAGUACAUUGAUUACGAUUACAUUAUUAAGAAAAAUUUUUAUUAACUCAUUUAUAAUAAAACUUUUCCAAAAAAUGAAAUUGUUUUAAAAAAUAAAACAAUACACGUAGAAUAGCAUAGAAUAGCACAACUAAUUUUCUGCCGAAGUAUCCACUUUAGUGCGUAAUAGAUAUCAAAACUCACGAAAUGAUGUUAUAUAAUACGUGUUUACGAUACUGAAAAAUUAAUGAAACGAGUCUCGUAUAAUCGUGAUCUAUUCCCCUAUAAAAAAAAUUUGCUAUUCAAAAGUUUCUGAUUGCUAAGAGAGCUCUACUCGCGCAAUGAACUUGAUUUAAUCAAAUAGCGAGAGAGAAAAAUACACGAGGGUACGGCAAGACAUUAAUGUUGAAAUUUAUGUAACGUCGCAAGGGCAGGUAAAGAAAAGCGACAUGCAGACUAGCGACUGAACUCGGUGAGCUGAAGUUAUCACCGCUCCCGAGAUCUUGUCGAAAUUGGCCGAGCAAACGAGAUUCGAUGGAGUUUGACGAGGGGUGGGACAUAACAAGGGUAGUUCGUUAUACAUGUAUAAUAAUCGUAAAUAUUUCAUACCUUUAUCUUCAAAUGUUUUACUUCUCAGGAUUUAUACUCUGAAAUAUACUCAGUUGGUAAUGAUUCACAAAUCAAUGUAUCAAUUAAAAUGGACAAAAAAAAAUUAUUUUCAUUUUC
Molecule: messenger RNA, 4372 nt
Organism: Trichogramma pretiosum
Lineage: Eukaryota; Metazoa; Arthropoda; Insecta; Hymenoptera; Trichogrammatidae
Product: delta-type opioid receptor-like
Exons: 7
Coding region: 876-2342 (488 amino acids)
Biological process (GO): G protein-coupled receptor signaling pathway
Cellular component (GO): membrane
Molecular function (GO): G protein-coupled receptor activity
Source: RefSeq, a predicted model, not a curated record